Molecule: messenger RNA, 435 nt
Organism: Dovyalis caffra
Lineage: Eukaryota; Viridiplantae; Streptophyta; Magnoliopsida; Malpighiales; Salicaceae
Source: the annotation of a GenBank genome assembly
AUGUGCAUAACAGGGUCAAGCAGCGUGGGUGAAGCCCGAAGUCCCGCAAGUAAUCAGUCCUUCCAGGAACGAAGCAGUCAAGAAGCUGUAGGUUCUUCUGGGACAAAGAAAAUUGAAAAUGCUUGCAGAGCCCUCAUACCAGAAAUGGAGAGUCUUUCCAAGAAGCUUGAUUCUGCAGAAAAUAAAGGGAGGGAAAUGGGGACCAAUGCAAUGGAAGAUAUGCCUUGUGUGUUUACGAAAGGAGAUGGCCCUAACGGGAAAAGAGUGGAUGGCAUUCUGUACAAGUAUGGUAAGGGCGAGGAAGUAAGGAUAAUGUGCGUCUGCCACGGCAGCUUCCUCUCCCCUGCAGAGUUCGUGAAGCAUGCAGGCGGCAGUGAUGUUGAUCACCCUCUCAGGCAUAUAGUGGUAAACCCUUGUGGUCCGUCCUUUGUAUAA